AUGCCUCCAAGAAAGCUUCCCAAAGGGUACGUCGAAGUUGAGGAGAGUCCAUUCCCAUCAUUAGUCCCACACAACCCGUAUUUGCCGCCCAUCCCGAUCAAAGCCUCAUUUGGCUAUGGCUCGCAAUUCGGGACAGUCAUGCCUCGGCGCUUACCUCCACCGCCGUUUCAAAAGAUCACCAACCUCAGACAAGUUGCCGAAUCCGUUAACCAUGCCCUGGAAAACAGUCAAUUGAGAGCUGCCGCUGAAAGGACCGCACAAAAUAAAUCCCAGAAGAUGCCACAAGAAAAGGCAAAGCCAACACCGAAAAAGCGACAGCCUGCUGAGCCUGCUCGUCGAAGAACGAAACGAGAGCCGACUCCAGAUGAAACUCAGCUGCACCGGACGUUGCGCGACGCGACUUUGUCACCUACCAAAGAGUACAAUAACCAAUCUGACUCAACACCUUCACCUCCGGUACAACGGACUGUCUCCACCGACUCAAGUCCUGGUGCUGAGCCUCCUCUUCCGCGCCGUUUAUCAGUCAUGUCUAGCUCUCCCCUUUACCCAUCACCUCUUCAACGCGGUGGACACGAUACACAUGAAACAAACAGUCCAGGUCGAUGGAGUCGCCAAAGCUCAGUGGAUAACGCGUCCAUGGUAUCCUGGAAUUUAGAGCGUGAUAUUCAUGAAGAUAACCUCCAAAGGACAAGACCAAGCACGCACGGCCGCAACAUCACAGCCCCGCCUCGACGCCCUUCCGGGCUAUCUAGUAUUCUUCCCAGUAUGAUCGAAGAAGAGGAAGAGGAAAGUCAAGAAAUGGAUGGAGAUAUUGCUGAGUCAGUCUCAGACCAUCCAAAUGAGCGUGAUUCCAACUUUGGUGCUGAGCCGAUGGGUGAACAACCAUCUCCUAUAGUUGGUUGGACCACCUCGGUGCGAACGAUCAUUCCUCAAAUUUUUCGCUCUGAAUCAAGUCCCGAGCCUCGUGGGUCAGCACCCCCCGAGACUCUACCUCGUGAAUGGCACUCUCCAGUCCGACCUGCAAUCCGUGGCGUAGGAACCCAUCCCGAGGGGUUGAAGAGAACGAACUGGGGCCGCAUAGCGGCCUUGCUACUAUUGCCCUUGGUUCUCGCUCUAAUCUUCCAAAUGGGUCUUUGGGAGAAACUUCAAAUUCCAGACUUCUCUGCCCCCAACCUAUUACCCCCCAAUACGACCGAUUCUGCCGCCAUGUACAAGCUCAAACAUCAGGUCUCUCAAAUGAACGAGCAGGUGUCCUCCCUAUCUCGUGACCUUGUGGCUGUUCGAUCACAGCAUGCUCAAGACUCAAACCCUACCGAGUAUGCAGGCCAACCAAACGGAUUUGAAAACCCAAUUCACAAAAUCAAUUUCUUCUCCCCGGCACUGGGCGCUAUCGUUGACCCGCAUCAAACUACGCCUACAACAAGUCGGUCAUACCCGUUCUAUCAGCGUCUUGCACUCACCAUGUUUGGGCUACGAUCGACUAUGAGCUCUUCGUUGCCCCCUGUCGCCGCUCUUCUUCCUUGGGAGGAAGUAGGAGAUUGCUGGUGCACCGCUCCACGCAACGGGGUGUCCCAAAUAUCAGUGCUCCUGGGUCGUGACAUCGUGCCAGAGGAGGUUGUUGUCGAGCAUGUGCCUUCUGGAUCCACGUUGGACCCAGGGGCGGCGCCUCGAGAAAUCGAGGUAUGGGCUCGAUACCGUAUCAAUCCUCUACCUUCCCAAGGCUCUUCAUCAUUCCUAUCUCGAUUGGCGCCUUGGAAAUCUUCGACUCCUCCCCGGCCAGUUGAGCCCAUCUCAUCGAGAAAAGAAGGUCUCGGAGGAUACACCAUCCCCGGCGAGGAUUCUCUUCACGAAGUCCUCAUGAACUCGUUGGGCGCGACAAAUCUUUAUGAUAAGGAGAGCGCUUACUCGGACGACCCACUUCUUGGUCCAAACUUCUACCGCGUUGGGAAGAUGGUAUAUGAUAUCAACAAAUGGAAUCAUGUCCAGCGCUUCCAUCUUAACACCAUUAUUGACGUCCCGACGAUUCGGGUAGACAAGGUGGCAUUCCGGGUGAAAUCGAACUGGGGCUCGAAUAACACGUGCAUCUAUCGGUUCAAAUUACACGGCCACGUCUGA
Penicillium verhagenii is the source of this 2115-nucleotide messenger RNA. RefSeq lists its product as uncharacterized. Gene Ontology annotation, biological process: nuclear envelope organization. The record is from RefSeq and is a predicted model, not a curated record. NCBI's taxonomy places the organism in Eukaryota, Fungi, Ascomycota, Eurotiomycetes, Eurotiales, Aspergillaceae. The transcript has a single exon. Gene Ontology annotation, cellular component: meiotic nuclear membrane microtubule tethering complex; nuclear envelope. Bases 1 to 2115 code for a protein of 704 amino acids. Gene Ontology annotation, molecular function: protein-membrane adaptor activity.